Molecule: messenger RNA, 780 nt
Organism: Neolamprologus brichardi
Lineage: Eukaryota; Metazoa; Chordata; Actinopteri; Cichliformes; Cichlidae
Source: RefSeq, a predicted model, not a curated record
GUGUUGACCCAGGGUGAGACACCUGGAGUUGCCCACCCCUGAUCUAGAGUUGAUUGACUUUACUGUGUGUUGUCUAAUACGGUAGUGUCGACUCUGCUUCUGCUCAGACAUACAAGCCUCAUUUUGUCUUUCUUCCUCUUCAGGUUAUAAUGACAGUAUUCAGGAGCGUAAUGACUUGUGUAUGGUGGGCGAAUACACUACGCAGGACAAUGAGCCGGUAAAGAAGGUUUGUCAGUUUAAACGAAGUACACUGCGUCAGUGUUCUGGUUUGCCUGACCCCAGCUUUGGGUUCAAGGAGGGGAAACCCUGCAUCAUAAUCAAGCUGAACCGGGUAAUCGGCCUGAAACCAGAAGGAGAUCCCUACAUCAACUGCACUGCCAAGAGAGCCACUUCCUUGCAGAUGCAGUACUUUCCGUCUGAGGGUCGUCUGGAUAAGAUGUUUUUUCCAUACUACGGGAAGAAGUCUCACCCUGACUACGUGCAACCGCUUGUUGCAGUCAAGUUAUUGUUCACAAAAGAAGACUAUAACAUCGAGCAGACGGUGGAGUGUAAAGUUGAGGGUUCUAACCUCCGCAAUGAUGAUGAGCGAGACAAAUUUCUGGGUCGCGUCACUUUUCGGGUCAAAGUGUCAGAGUAACCAGACAUAACAAUUGCCAUGAACACCACAAACUGGGUUUACACUGGCAAUUGGUCUCCAGUUCUGGAUACUUUUUAACAUGGACCUGAUCUUAUCUCUGUCUGUUCAGACUCUAAAGAAGUGAUCAACUCUGGAGAAGUGGG